AGACAGAGAAAGAGUGAGAGUGAAGAAGUAGUGGGGGGGUUGGGUUAAAAGGGAGAGUUUGGGUAUUCGGAGCAACAAGUCGUAAUCUCUGUAGAAAGACAAAGAAAAAAUGGGGGAAGAGAGAGAGGACCCACAGAAGGUGAAGAGGAUAGCGGCGGCGCAUUACGACUACGAGAACGACUCACGAUGGGCGGACUACUGGGCCAACAUCCUCAUCCCUCCCAGUAUGUCCUCUCGCUCAGACGUUGUUGACCACUUCAAGCGCAAGUUUUACCAGAAAUACAUCGAUCCUGAUCUUGUCGUAGAGCCAAUGUCUUCUGGCAGUACUUCUCAGCCAGCAAGACGGCCAGCAUCAUCUUCGACUCAAACACCACUGACAAAUGAGCAACCACGUUCACAGAGCUCAGGCUCGGCUGCAAGAACUUCUGGUACAUCAGCACCUGCUGGUCCCAACCCAACUUCUCUUCGUUGGGAUCGACAAACCAUUCAAUUUUCUGUCAAUGCUUGGGUGUUUGUUGUGGCUGUGCUUGCUAUUUUUCCACUGGUACCUAGACAUCUUUCGCAUAGGGCAUAUCGUCUUUCCUUUAUGGGCACUGCAUGUUCUUCUCUGUACUCCUUGUACUCACUAUAUGGAAAACCCAGGGCUUGGAACUUACAGGCUUUGCAAGUCUACUUUCAGUCAAUACUUGCAACCAAAGAUUUUAUCUACUUCAUUUACUGUCUUUCCUUUGUCACUUCACAUCUUUGCCUUAAACUUGCUUUGAUUCCUGUUUUAUGUCGAGCUCUUGAUCAAGUUGCUAAGUUCCUUAGACGCAAUUUCAAUCGGUCCUCCUUGUACAGGAAGUACUUGGAGGAUCCUUGUGUUUGGGUAGAGUCGAAUACAACUACUCUCAGCAUACUCACAUCCCACACUGAGAUUGGACUUGGCUUCCUCCUGAUUAUCUCUUUGUUCUCGUGGCAGCGCAACAUUAUACAAACGUUCAUGUAUUGGCAGCUACUGAAGCUCAUGUAUCAUGCCCCUGUAACUGCUGGAUAUCACCACAACGUGUGGGGCAAGAUAGGGAGGGCUGUCAAUCCGCUCAUCAACCGCUAUGCUCCAUUCUUAAAUUCCCCUCUUUCUGCUGUUCAGAGAUGGUGGUUCAGGUAGAUGCUGCUGAUUGGAAGUGGAAGAAGAUAAAGAGAGAAGGAGAUAUGUGGGGAUACUUAACGAACUAUUUUCAUUUGAAAGAAGAACUGAUAUAGCAGAUAUAUGACCAAGUGGCCGUUUUGAUUCUACAUGGAUAAAGCCUUUUUAGCAAGGUUGUUUUUUUGAUGAUAAAUUUACAAACCCAAAUGAUCUACCACUACUACGAAUAUUCUUCCAAAAUGGAACCUUAAUUGCUGAUUUUGUUGUAUGAAAAUUGUUCGAUAUUCAAUCCACAACGGCUUGGGUGCA
Molecule: messenger RNA, 1435 nt
Organism: Ziziphus jujuba (common jujube)
Lineage: Eukaryota; Viridiplantae; Streptophyta; Magnoliopsida; Rosales; Rhamnaceae
Exons: 9
Coding region: 110-1147 (345 amino acids)
Biological process (GO): membrane organization; endoplasmic reticulum tubular network organization
Cellular component (GO): endoplasmic reticulum; membrane
Source: RefSeq, a predicted model, not a curated record